AUGGUUCUUCCCAAAUUUCAUAAUCCCAACAACCAGGACUCGAAACCCCGCCCCGAGGACGCUGGCGUCGACAAAAUUGACUCGUUGGACCCCGUGAGCAUGGGGUUGCACCACGACGGGCCCUACGAUGCUGCCAUGCCCUCGGAAAACCGCAACCGGGCCACGGCGCCGAUGGCGGCGUUCUCGCGUGAGGUUCAAGGCGAAGUGAACGUGCCUAAGGAGAAGUUCGACGUGUUUGACACCGAGGACGGCAUGGACUACAACCCCGUGUACGGUCAGCCGCUGGAAGGGCUUGGCCAGACGACGUUCCUCGAGGGCGCGCCUGCUCCCAAAGCCGCGCAAGAGGACGUGAUCGAGGAACACAAGGAGUUUGAUGAGGCUCACCACCACCACCUUCACCACCACCACAAGGACCACAAGGACCACGAGAAACACCACUUGUUCCAGAAGGAUUAG
This is a messenger RNA of Diutina rugosa, 456 nucleotides long. RefSeq lists its product as uncharacterized. The transcript has a single exon. The record is from RefSeq and is a predicted model, not a curated record. Gene Ontology annotation, cellular component: cytoplasm. Bases 1 to 456 code for a protein of 151 amino acids. NCBI's taxonomy places the organism in Eukaryota, Fungi, Ascomycota, Pichiomycetes, Serinales, Debaryomycetaceae.